Drosophila willistoni is the source of this 1119-nucleotide messenger RNA. RefSeq names its product retinol dehydrogenase 13. The transcript has 5 exons. The coding region runs from base 21 to 1088 and encodes 355 amino acids. The record is from RefSeq and is a predicted model, not a curated record. Lineage: Eukaryota; Metazoa; Arthropoda; Insecta; Diptera; Drosophilidae.
ACUUCAUCACUGACGUCACAAUGCGCAAUCUUUUGUCUUCUUUCCGUGGCAAACGAAAGGCUAACCGAAUUAUGGGAUUCUUUACCUUCCUAAAAAGUCGUCCAAUAUUUUGGUUUAGUGUAACUGGCACUACAGUUGGCUUAGCAUGUGGCAUAAAGGAUCUUAUGCAAGGCGGUGAAUUCACCACAAAGACCAAUGAAACUGGAAGAGUUGUGAUUGUAACCGGAGCAAAUACGGGUAUUGGCAAGGAAACAACAUGGGAACUGGCAAGAAGAGGAGCUACAGUCUAUAUGGCCUGUAGGGAUAUGAAUAAAUGUGAAGAGGCUAGAGCUGAAAUCGUUAAAGAUACGCAAAACAAAUAUGUUUACUGCCGGCAAUGUGAUUUGGCCAGUUUGGACUCCAUUCGACACUUUAUUGCAGAAUUCAAGCGGGAGCAGGACCAACUCCAUGUGCUAAUCAACAAUGCUGGAGUGAUGCGUUGUCCACGAUCUGUGACAAAAGAUGGCUUUGAAAUGCAAUUGGGUGUCAAUCAUAUGGGACACUUUUUGCUGACCAACCUGUUAUUGGAUCUACUAAAGAAAUCUGCUCCCAGUCGAAUUGUAAAUGUCUCCAGCUUGGCUCAUACCCGCGGCGAAAUUAACACAGCUGACCUGAAUAGCGAAAAAUCCUAUGAUGAGGGCAAGGCCUACAAUCAGAGUAAAUUGGCCAAUAUCCUGUUCACUCGCGAACUGGCCAAGCGUCUGGAGGGCACCUGUGUGACGGUUAAUGCCCUGCAUCCGGGCAUUGUGGACACUGAACUCUUUAGACAUAUGGGCUUCUUUAAUAGUUUUUUUGCUGGAUUAAUUUUCAAACCUUUGUUUUGGCCUUUUGUCAAGUCGCCCCGAAACGGGGCACAAACUAGUCUCUAUGUCGCGCUGGAUCCCGAAUUGGAGCAAGUAACUGGCCAAUACUUUGCCGACUGUCAAUUGCAGCAGCCGGCACCAGCAGCCACAGAUGUGCAAACAGCCAAAUGGCUUUGGGCAGUCAGCGAGAAAUGGACAAGUUCACAAAUAUUAAAAGUUAAUUCACCCAAAGCGACUGAGCAAUAAAAAAAAAACAUUUUUUUUACAAAAACCUGAA